Messenger RNA from Chelonia mydas (Green sea turtle), 19648 nucleotides. RefSeq names its product trinucleotide repeat containing adaptor 6B (gene TNRC6B). Gene Ontology annotation, molecular function: nucleic acid binding. The transcript is spliced from 27 exons. Bases 16 to 6009 code for a protein of 1997 amino acids. NCBI's taxonomy places the organism in Eukaryota, Metazoa, Chordata, Testudines, Cheloniidae. The record is from RefSeq and is a predicted model, not a curated record. Gene Ontology annotation, biological process: positive regulation of nuclear-transcribed mRNA poly(A) tail shortening; miRNA-mediated post-transcriptional gene silencing. Gene Ontology annotation, cellular component: nucleoplasm; P-body.
UAUGAUGGGCAGGGAAUGAAGCCAAUAGGCGGGGAGGUCGUCGCAACACUGUCCAGUGAGCAGCGCGGGGGGCGGCACGGAGUUUCUGGGGUUCGCGCUUCCCCGGCGGGUGAAGCGAGCGGGCGGGAGGAGCUGCCCCCAGCGCUAAGAAGAAGGGGGCUACGCGCACCACGGCGGCGGCGGCUCCUCGGCGGGUUUUGUUUUUGCACUGAAUGUAGCCAGGACGGAUCCUUGUGGGCUUUAGCAGCCCGAGGAAACUGUCAAAGGCACUAUUUUGCAUUUCUGCAGUUUUGCACAGAUUCUGUUCCCAUGCAAACCGAUGAGGGAGAAAUACUGGAGGAAGGCAGUCCCAAGAUGGAACAUGAGGAUUUUGUAAUGGAAGGGCAUGGCAAGACUCCACCUCCUGGUGAAGAAAACAAACAAGAGAAGGAGCAAGAAAGGGAAGAACAGUUAAUGGAAGACAAGAAAAGGAAGAAAGAGGAUAAGAAAAAGAAGGAAUCUACUCAGAAGGUCACAGAUCAAAAAACCAAAGUGCCCGAAGUGACAAAACCAAGUUCAAGCCAGCCAGUGGCCGCCAGCCCAAUUGGCAGCUCUCCAUCGCCACCAGUCAAUGGUGGCAACAAUGCCAAAAGGGUGGCAGUGCCGAACGGACAACCGCCAAGCGCCGCCCGCUACAUGCCUCGGGAGGUGCCGCCGCGAUUCCGUUGCCAGCAGGACCACAAAGUGUUACUGAAACGUGGGCAGCCCCCUCCGCCAUCCUGUAUGCUACUUGGGGGUGGGGCAGGGCCUCCUCCCUCUUCAGCACCUGGAGCAAACCCAAACAACGCACAACCAGUGACAGGAGCACUGCUGCAGAGCGACAGUGGGACUGCAACAGAUUCAACAGUUGGAGGUGCUGCUGCUUCAAAUUAUGCAAAUUCCACUUGGGGUUCUGGAGCCGCCUCCAACAACGGCACCGGCACCAACGCCAACCCAACUCACGUCUGGGACAAGGUGAUUGUAGACGGGUCUGACAUGGAAGAGUGGCCUUGUAUUGCCAGCAAAGACGCUGAGUCUUCUUCCGAAAACACCACCGAUAACAACAGUGCCUCGAACCCUGGCUCAGAGAAGAGCACUCUGCCAGGAAGCACCACUAGUAACAAAGGAAAAGGAAGCCAGUGUCAGUCUGGAAGUGCUGGGAACGAAUGUAAUCUUGGGGCCUGGAAGUCUGACCCCAAAGCUAAAUCUGUUCAAUCUUCCAACCCUGCUGCAGAGAGUAACAAUGGACUAGGAAAUUGGAGGAACUUGAGUGGGCAGGACAGAAUAGGCCCUGGUUCUGGCUUCAGCAACUUUAACCCAAAAAGCAACCCAUCUGCCUGGCCAGCACUGGUUCAAGAGGGCAAUUCUAGGAAAGGGAUUUUGGAGUCUGAUAAUGGUAACGCCAAUGCACAGAUUAGCACAGUAGGUCAGACCUCUAGGGAACAGCAGUCAAAGAUGGAAAACGCGGGUGUUAACUUUGUUGUCUCUGGCAGAGAACAGGCUCAAAUACAUAACACUGAUGGACCAAAAAAUGGAAACACUAACUCCUUGAACUUAAGUUCGCCAAACCCUAUGGAGAAUAAGGGAAUGCCCUUUGAAAUGGGCUUGGGGAACCCCUCCAGAAGCACUGAUGCCCCUUCACAAAGCACUGGAGAAAGAAAGACUGGGAGUGUUGGAUCUUGGGGUACAUCUAGGGGGCCUUCUGGAACUGACACAGCCGCUGGACAAAGCAAUUCUGGAAACCAUGGGAACAAUGGAAAGGAUAGAGAGGACUCCUGGAAAGGAGUUUCUGUUCAAAAACCUAAUGGGUCAAGAAAUGAUUCUUGGGAUAACAACAACAGGUCUAUGGGUGGUGGGUCUUGGAACUUUGGCCCUCAGCACUCAAAUGAAAACAAAUGGGGUGAAGGGAACAAAUUGACAUCUGGGGUCUCUCAGGGAGAAUGGAAACAGCCGUCUGGGUCUGAUGAACUGAAGAUUGGAGAAUGGAGUGGUCCAAACCAACCAAAUUCUAGCACUGGAGCAUGGGACAAUCAAAAGGGCCACCCCCUUCCUGAAAACCAAGGCAAUUCCCAGGCUCCCUGUUGGGGAAGAUCUUCCAGCUCUACAGGAAGUGAGGUUGGAGGUCAAAGCACUGGAAGCAACCACAAAGCAGGAAGUAGUGACAGUCACAAUUCUGGACGCCGAUCAUACAGGCCUACGCAUCCUGAUUGCCAGGCAGUCUUGCAGACUUUGCUGAGCAGGACUGAUUUGGACCCCCGUGUGCUUUCAAACACUGGCUGGGGCCAAACUCAAAUUAAGCAAGAUACAGUUUGGGAUAUUGAAGAGAUGCCAAGGCCUGAGGGGAAAUCUGAUAAAGGAACUGAGGGGUGGGAGAGCUCUGCCACACAGACAAAGAACUCAGGGGGCUGGGGAGAUGCACCCAGCCAAAGCAAUCAAAACAAGUCUGGAUGGGGUGAGCUCUCAACCCCCACAGAGUGGAAGGACCCCAAAAACACAGGAGGGUGGAAUGACUAUAAGAACAACAAUUCUUCUAGCUGGGGAGGAGUAAGACCAGAAGAAAAGACCUCUUCCUCUUGGAAUGACAAUUCCAACAAGGAUCAAGGGUGGGGUGGACGGCAACCUAAUCAAGGAUGGUCUUCAGGAAAGAACGGUUGGGGAGAGGAAGUUGACCAAACGAAAAACAGUAACUGGGAAGGUGCAGGAAACAAACCAGUGUCGGGUUGGGGUGAAGGUGGGCAAAAUGAGAUUGGGACUUGGGGUAAUGGUGCAAAUGCAAAUGCUGCUUCAAAGGGUGGAUGGGAUGAUUGUAAAAGAACGCCAGCAUGGAAUGAGACUGGUCGACAGUCCAGUUCCUGGAAUAAGCAGCACCAGCAGCAGCAGGAGGCUUCUGGCUCCUGGGGUCCUCCACCACCACCACCUCCAAGUAAUGGGCGACCUCCAAAUCCAAACUGGAACAGUGGGCCACAGCCAGCGGCCCCCAAGGAUGAGGAACCCAGUGGCUGGGAAGAACCGUCUCCACAGUCGAUCAGUCGGAAAAUGGAUAUUGAUGAUGGCACUUCAGCAUGGGGAGACCCUAGCAGUUAUAACUACAAGAAUGUGAACCUGUGGGACAAGAACUCGCAAGGGGGACAGGCUCCACGAGAACAAAGCCUGCCUACUCCAAUGACUAGCAAAUCAACAGCAUCAGUCUGGAGCAAAAGCACACCACCUGCUCCAGAUAAUGGUACGUCUGCCUGGGGUGAGCCAAAUGAAACCAGUCCCGGGUGGGGUGAAAUAGAUGAUACAGGAGCAUCGACAACAGGCUGGGGGAAUGCACCUUCCAACGCCCCGAAUACCAUGAAACCUAGUUCCAAAUCUAUGCAAGAUGGCUGGGUGGAGAAUGAUGGGCCAGUAACAGGAACACGUCAUUCAAGCUGGGAAGAGGAGGAGGAAGGAGGAGUCUGGAACACAGCAGGCUCUCAAGGAAGCAGUUCCUCCCACAACUCAACAAACUGGGGACAAGGAGGAAAGAAACCACAAAUUAAGUGUUCAUUAAAAGGAGGAAAUAGUGAUUCGUGGAUGAACCCUUUAUCCAAACAGUUUUCAAACAUGGGAUUGCUAAGUCAAACUGAGGACACUCAAGGCAGUAAGAUGGACUUGUCUGUAGGUGGUCUCCCAGAUAAGAAGUUUGAUGUGGACAAACGAGCCAUGAACCUUGGGGAUUUUAAUGAUAUAAUGAGAAAGGAUCGAUCUGGGUUCCGUCCACCUAAUUCCAAAGACAUGGGAACCACAGAUAGUGGGCCUUAUUUCGAGAAGCUGACUUUGCCUUUCUCCAAUCAAGAUGGGUGCCUUGGGGAUGAGGCUCCUUGCUCUCCCUUCUCCCCUUCUCCCAGCUACAAGUUGUCUCCCUCUGGUUCCACACUACCUAACGUCAGCCUUGGGGCAAUCGGCUCAGGGCUCAACCCCCAAAACUUCGCUGCUAGACAAGCUGGCAAUCAUGGUUUAUUUGGAAACAGCACAGCACAAUCGAGGGGCAUGCACACACCAGUGCAGCCAUUAAACGCUUCCCCCAAUAUCCGGGCACAGGUGCCUCCCCAGUUUCUUUCCCCCCAGGUUUCUGCCUCCAUGCUCAAGCAGUUUCCCAACGGUGGCUUGAACCCAGGUCUUUUCAAUAUAUCUCCUCAACAGAUUGCUAUGCUGAGUCAGCUUCCAAAUAUUCCUCAGUUUCAACUAGCAUGUCAGCUUCUUCUUCAGCAACAACAGCAGCAGCAGCAGCAGCAGCAACAGCUGUUACAGAACCAGAGAAAGAUUUCUCAAGCUGUGCGACAGCAGCAAGAGCAACAGCUUGCUCGUAUGGUGAGUGCCCUCCAGCAGCAGCAAAGGCAGCCUGGCAUGAAGCAUUCUCCAUCUCAUCCAGUUGGGCCUAAGUCACAUUUAGACAGCAUGGUACCCAAUGCUCUGAAUGUGGGUCUCUCAGAUAUACAGACCAAAGGGCAAAUACCCGGAUAUGGUUCUGGCUUUGGUUCAAGUGGCAUGGAUUAUGGCAUAGUGGGAGGGAAAGAAGCUGGAUCAGAAUCUCGCUUUAAACAGUGGACUUCUAUGAUGGAAGGGCUGCCCUCCGUAGCUUCACAGGAUGCCAAUAUGCACAAAAAUGGCGCAAUAGUGCCCCCUGGAAAAGCCCGUGGAGGAUCGCCCUACAACCAAUUUGACAUAAUCCCAGGCGACCCACUGGGUGGCCAUGCAGGCCCUGCUGGCGAUAGUUGGUUACCUGCCAAAUCUCCACCAACAAACAAGAUCGGAAGCAAAUCCAGCAAUGCGAGCUGGCCUCCAGAGUUCCAGCCAGGAGUGCCAUGGAAAGGUAUUCAAAACAUUGACCCUGAAUCUGACCCCUAUGUGACCCCUGGAAGUGUGCUGGGGGGUACAGCCACAUCUCCCAUUGUAGAUACUGACCACCAACUUCUGCGGGACAACACCACAGGGUCUAAUUCUUCCCUCAACACCUCGCUGCCUUCACCUGGUGCCUGGCCCUACAGUGCCUCUGACAAUUCCUUCACCAAUGUUCACAGCACUUCAGCAAAAUUCAAUGAUUACAAAUCAACAUGGUCCCCAGAUCCCAUAGGACACAAUCCCACUCAUCUCUCCAACAAGAUGUGGAAAAACCAUAUUUCCUCAAGGAACACUACAGGGCUGCCCCGCCCACCACCUGGCCUGACCAACCCCAAACCAUCAUCUCCCUGGAGCAGCACAGCACCCCGAUCGGUCAGAGGGUGGGGGGCACAGGACUCAAGGCUUGCCUCUGGUGAGAAGGAUCUCCUGAUAGCAUCAUUGCUCGGCCGUGAGGGGUGUGUGUUAUACAGCGCUAAUGGUGUGGAUAUGAUGCGGCCUUCACAAGAGAGGAAGUUGCGUUUGCCCGCCUCUACCUGGAGUGAUGGGGGCUCAGUUCGUCCUAGCUACUGGCUGGUUCUUCACAAUCUCACUCCACAGAUCGAUGGGUCAACCUUGAGGACGAUCUGCAUGCAGCAUGGCCCACUGCUGACAUUCCAUCUGAACCUGACCCAGGGCACCGCCCUAAUCCGAUACAACACCAAACAGGAGGCGGCCAAGGCCCAGACUGCACUGCACAUGUGUGUGUUGGGAAACACUACCAUCCUGGCUGAGUUUGCCACAGAUGAGGAGGUUAGUCGCUUUCUGGCACAAGCUCAGCCCCCGACACCUGCAGCAACCCCAAGUGCACCCACAGCAGGCUGGCAAUCCCUGGAGACAGGACAGAACCAGACAGAUGCAGUUGGACCUCCUUUGAAUCUUUUUGGUGGGUCAGCAGGGCUUGGGCAGUGGAGCAGCAGUGGUGGCAGCAGCAGUGGGGGCGAUCUCUCUGGCGCUUCAUUGUGGGGGCCCCCAAACUAUUCUUCAAGCUUGUGGGGGGUCCCAAGUGUAGAGGAUCCCCACAGAAUGGGCAGCCCUGCUCCCUUACUACCUGGAGACCUUCUGGGAGGAGGGUCGGAUUCAAUCUGAACUUAGAACUUUCAACUCUGACCUCGUGACCUUUUUUGGAACAGCAGCAGCACUAACUUGACCUUUUCGUUUUUUUUCAACUUGCAAUAAAUACAUUUUUAAAAGGAAAAAAGAAAACGGAGAGAGAAAAAAAGGUGGGUCAUUGACAGACUGUCUGAGCACAUAGUUGCCUCCCUUAUAUAACUUCAGUUUUUUCGUUUGGAAUAUGAAUCCAAAAAGAGAACAUAUCACUCUUGAAAUACUUGAAUCAUGAACGCCAACUUAGAAAGACAAUGUGAAGCAAGUACACAUACCAUUUAAAUUUAAACACAAAAAAUUAAAAAAAUUAGUUUCUAGUUUUUCACUUUUUCAUGUUAUACGGAAGUUGUUGCUAAGAAACAUAUAUACUGAAAAAAUAGCUUUUUAACUUUGUUUGCACUGGGUGUGUUUCCGUCCUUAGGUCUACCGUGUUGGGUGGGGUUGUGGGGUGGGGUUCAAAAGAAUUGCAGGGGUGGGGGGGAGGGGAAGACUUGACGGAGCCUCACUUUAAAAACAAAACAAAAAAAUGAAAAAAAAAACAAAAAAAAAACCACCCACAAAAAACCCCCAACACUUUGUGAUUGGCUGGUUGAUAAAUACCAGUGUGUUCUGGCACAUGUAACUGCCCAUGUGUGCUUGUUUCUGGUGAGUGUGCAUUUUCUCCCUCUCUCUCUCUUGCUGUCUCAGAAUGCUGCAUUGCUGAUGGGUCUAUGGGCUGGCUGGCCAUCUGUGUGUCUUGAUUCUGAAAACAAGUAUGGGGGAGUCCCAGUGGCUGAAACAAAAUUUUCUUGGGCUGGAUUAAAAUUUGUCAAGUCUUUGUUUUUUUUAAUUAAUUUUAGUAGGGUGCUAAUUCAAGUUUGCAGAUCAUAUUGAAUGUGGGUUGUUGCUUCCUAGCCCUUGUUCUGACCCUGUGGUAGAGCAAAACACUGCCAUGUCCUAAGGAUUUGGUGAGAAGGGGAGCCAAUGUUGUCUUUUGAGUAGCAGUGUAUUUAUUUAUUUAUGUCUGCAUGUGGGGUUUUUAUGAGUAAACCCUAGAAUGUUUGUUUUAUAAUGCAAGCCAUUCUUUUUUCUUCUGUGGAGGGUAAAACAGAGGAUAGAAGACAUCACGUUUAUAUGUGGCUAAAACCAAUGUUCUUAUCUAGUCCCUUGCAGUCUUCAGUACCUUUAGAAAAUUAGUCUCUCACCCCUCCCCCAAAUCGUAUACAUGUAUUCAUGUCCAUUCAUGAAGUAUCCAUCAAAACCCUGAAAUUCCAGCCCAACCACCAUUAUUCUCUUAGUUGAUUUACUGCUUACAUUAAAACUGACAAAACUAAGUUGUGUCAGCAGUUUGCUGGCCUGCCUGCUUCAUCUCCUGAAAGCACAUGCAGCUAACUUCUUUCUGCAUCCCUCCUGAUGAGUGUUACCUGUGCCAGGCCUUGGUGUAUUACAGCACCAGACCAUCACUGACAGAAACGUUUACUUACGAAUGUUCUUAAACCAGUGUGUACUUCAAAUGUUUCCUUUUGUUUCUCUGUGUUGUGUUUUCCCCCCUGUGUACGUGGUUUUGCUUAGGCAGGCGUAUAACUAGCAAAGACUUCUUUUAAAGUAUUGCACCUUUUUUGUUUUUACUUUUUCUGUACCGUUGCUUUUUAAUUUCUGUAUUUAACGAAAGAUUUGUUUGGGAUUUUUUGAGCAUCAGUGUAAUAGUACUCUGGGCACGAUGGGGUGACCUGUAAUCCACAGUAAUAGCCAGUGUGUGCGAGCGUGCGCCCUGGGAACAAAAGUUACAGUACUGCUUGUUGUGAGAAGAGCUGUAGCAGACCUGAAGGGACAUCCCUUUACACAAAGCGGGAGAUAUUUUGUGGGGGCAGGGAGAAGAGGGAAGAGAGAUGCCGGUACUUUUCUCAGAAGUGCCACCACUAGUGUGGUGGUGUCAAGCUCUGUGUUACACUGUUUAGCAUAAAGUGCUGACAUUCUGUACCAGCAAAUACCUACCCAUUCCAACCUUGAAUGGGAACGUACCUCUCUUGUCCUUAUUAACUGUACGGGGAGGGGAGGGGAAUAGCUUUUCUUUAGCAUUUUCACUGAAGGAUACAAUAGUGUCUAAUGUAUUUAACUCCUUAAGCAUUGGGGGGAAUGGAAAAAGCAAACUCAAAGUAUGUGUAUGUGUGUGAGAGAGAGAGAGAGUGAGAGAGAAAGGUAGGGGAAUUCUGUGACUUUUUAAAAUUGCCAUAUCUGUGUAAACCCAGUGCGACAUUGAUGGCUGACUGAGGGGAAUGCUACAUCUACAUAUACCUAUAGAUUCAUAUGCAAAGUGUGUGUGUGUGUGUGUGUGUAAACUGGAGUCUGCAACAUACUAUCUGGUCCUUUUUUGAAUAUUAUUUUUUGUGUUUGUUUUUGGUUCGGUUUUUUUUUACUGUGCUCUCUCCUCCAUCCCACCAUACACAUUGAAGCAAAAUGUUUUUCUUCCAACUCCUACCAGUUAGGUUUGUUCCCUCCCCCCAGGCAGAGCUAUGUUGUCUUUAGUAGCCUCAAUAUGAAGAGCAGCCAUGCACAGAGAUGCAGGAGAGAGAAAAGCCCUGUGCCAGCAGUACUUUCCAAUGAAGCAUCUAUGAUGGCCUGAAUAAGCCAGUAUCCAUUCUGUCACGUGACUUGCCCAUGCUGGUUCACUGCUGUGUUCCCACCCCCUCACUUCUCUCUCCCAACCUGCCCUAAGGUCCCUUUACCUGCACUUUGGGUUAGUUGAGUUCAUUGCGAUACUACGGUGAAAGCCGGGUGCUAGAGCCCCUCUUGUUUACAAGACAUAAUGAGGGAUUUGAAAUAUUUAAAAAUGAAAAGCUAAAAUGUUCUUCCAUAGUAAGCUUAAAGAGAAAAAAAAUUAAAACUUACACACACAAAAGACCAAAAAGUGCACGCAUGCAUGCAUGCAUAUAUAUUAGAUGAAGACUAACUCUGGGAGCAUUUAACAGUGUUGUUUGUUUUUACAUUUAUUUUCCUGCUUUAAAUUUGCAAGCUUUCUCAGGAAUUCUAGGGUAGGAAGCCAGUUUUUGCAGAUGGUUUAUUUAACCUUAUCUUAUCCUAGAUAGAUGGCUGUUUCUUUCCUGUUGAUAAACUUUUACAAGUUCCUGAAUCUUCAAAAACUUUGAAAGUUUUUACUUUAAAAAAAUUAAAAAGCAGAAACAUCUCCAAAUGUUACUGUCAUUACUGGGGAUCAAGCAUUUUAAAGACUGUAAAAAAUAAUAAUUACAACAAAUUCAGUAACAGCAACAGAAAUUCAGUGUAUUCUUAAAAACCAAGUUGUGGCAGAAGAAGGGUUAUUCUUUGUAGAGCGUUGUUAGUCUCAUGUGGGUACAGUUGCAUGGGCAGGGGAGAGAAAUGUAUUAAUGGAAAUAUAAUCACUUAGUUCUUUUGCAAUGAAAAUUAGACUGAAAUAUCCCUCCAAGCACCUUUUUUAAAAAAAGAAAACUGUAAACCUAACCCAUACGUAUGGAAUAUCCUAGCAAUGGAGCAGUUGUAUCUUGUCUCCUUUUUAAUACAGAAAAUGAUCAAGAGGGGAGAGAAUUUGAAAGUCUCCUGUGAAAUGUACAUUAGAGAACAAAAGUGAUUAUUUUUAAGUUUCCAACUACCCCUUAGUCAAUGAUAAUCCCCAUUUUGAAGAUUUGCUGCUUGCUUUUCUUUGUCUCUCACCCAGAAAUGUACUUUAGUUUUAGGGUUUUUUUAGGGGAAUAUUUAAGCUCUCCUGCUGACCCCACAGGUGCCAGCUGUCAGGACUCUCAGCCCUGAGAACAACUUUGCUGAUCUCAGUGUUGGGAUGGAUAACUCCUGUCUCCCAUCAGUAAGGGAGAGGGGCUUAACCUGCGUGAAGUUUUUAGGCUGAAACCACAAGCCACUUUAGUGCCUUUGUACAUAUACCCACACAUUCUGCAAAAGGAGGCAUAUGGAGUUCAGUCACUCCAUGAAAACGAAUGCACCUGCUCUUAAAACAAAAUGAGCCUGUUGCAAAGGCAUGCCAUGCAGUGAGUUACAUAACAGAAAAGGUAAGAAUGCUUUUUAUGAUUUGAAAAAUCAAAUGCCAAAUUUCUCUCCUAUCACUUCAGUUGUGCUCUGUUUCUGUGUUGCAUUCUUCCUGCAGGUGUGUGCAUGUAAGUGCGUUAAAAACAAUACACCAAGUUAAUUUGGAAAAUCGUAGUGUGAUUGGCCAGUAGAGAGGGAUUCUUUUGUUUGUUUGCUCUUUUUUUAAAUUGGGGGGAAGAUAUUUAUCUGAAUGCUUUGCCAGAGGCUGUGCUUUACCAAUUGGCAGUGUCCUAAGAACAGAAAAUGGUAGGACUUAGUGAAAAAGAACCAAGGCCUUUGCUACAGUCCCUUGGCAACAGCCAUGGCUGAUGACUACUAAGAGGUUAGAGCACUGAAUCUUUGGCUGUGUUAUUUCAUAAGAGCAUCCUUCCCCUCUCCAAAAACACCCCAAUCCCUGAACUCGGUGAAGGCUUUAUCUUAGGCACUUGUAUCUUGAGUCAUCAAUUUAUAAGUUGCUUGAGGUACUUUAAUGCCUCCCAUUUCCCACUCUAUUUAGUUGUCAAUUUUGUUCCUGUCCAAAUCUAUAGUUGAAACCAUGCAAGUAAUACUUGUCUAAUCACUGUGUCACUAGCUUGGUUCUAUAAUGGUUUUCCUGACCAUUGUGAACAAUAAUUUUGGAGGGCCGUGCUAGCCAGACAGCACUCUCCUACAGGCCAAAUAUGGCUUGCCUGUCUCAAGCAAGCAGGUCUAUUUGAUGUCAGAGCAUGAAAGAGGCAAGCAGGAUUUCAGGAUUUGGUACUGAGUAGGUCUGGUUUUGGAACACUGUUCUCGAGGAGGCAUUUUUGACUAUCCGGGUCAGGAAAAAUGUGCCAGUUGCUGCUAACGUUGUUUCACAUGAACACCAUGAAAAGAAAACUAGGAAAAGUUUGUAAGAAGAGGUGGAAAGGGCACAUCUUGGAAUAGAUUAUAAACCUCCGCUGCCAGUUGCGGUCAAAUGUCAAGUCCUUCCAGUUAGUCUCAAACACAUCUUGAGUUUCCCAAGAUGUUCAUGAAGAAACAAAGAAAGCACCUUGUAGCAGUUCUGUUCUUGAUUCUUGCUCCUCAUGGCCAUAUAAUCUAAACACAUACAUGUCUCAAUUAUUAUUCCUUUCUUCCUGAUUUCCUGUCUCCUUUGUUUUAAUCCUCCACUAUUUUAGUUCUUCUAAUUACAUUUUAGCGGUUUUUUUUCCUUUUUACGUUCUGUUUUCUAUAAAUUCUGCUCCAGUACCAGCUGCUUCCCCUUCUCCCCCUGAAUGUUGCCUGAAUUGUCUGUAGGCUUAUUCUCUGAAUUAGAUGGGUUUGAGCCCUUCUUCCUUUCUCCCUCCUGCCAUAGUAACUUUAAUAAAAGUUACAGUGAAGAUUUCUAGUAUGCAAAAUGAGAAACAAAAGCAAAGUAAGAAGUUUUAAAAUCUAACACCACUUCUGGUGGAAAGAAGAUUUAAUUUCUUGAACUGGAUGCCGUUUGGGAAGACUUUGUCUUUUCCAGUAUGCCUGUGCUUUUCUGGACACUUUUUUCCACUUUUUGUAGAGGACCUCUACAAUCAAAUGGUGUGAACUUUUUCAUAGACUUUGGCUUUCUGAUGUUCAGGUUAAACAGAAGAAUUUAUGUACUGAACAGGGACCUUAAGCCAAACACAUUUUACUCUGAAGUAUAAACAGGUUGUUUUCAGUAGACUCCAAUAUUAGAGAACAAUUCAGCCUUUGUAUUAAGUUGAUCUCUUUUUAAAAAAAAUUCAUCUUGAAGCUUUUAAUAAUUAGUACAUUAGAAAUCUUGGUCUUUCUACUUAAUAUUGUUUUUCAUUGCAGGGAUUUGAACUGGCAAAGGUGACUGGUGUAACACUUUGUAAAAAAAAAAAAACAAAAAAAAAAACAAAAAACCAACUUUCUCCUUAGUGUAUGCUCUCCUUCCUCAUCAAAUGCUGCCACAUCUCCUCUGUUCAUGCCUUGAUGUAGAAUAAUCUUCUCCUCCUUCAUCCCUCAGCUGCCUUUCCCUCUUCCUGGGUCUGAUUUUGCUCUUGCAUGUGGAUCUCCCAUUGACUUUAAUGGGUGCCCAGUAUGUGCUUCUGAGAUCCACAUUUGGCCCUCUGGGUCAGAUCCAGGAAACCCUUAUACGAGUAAUCCUUACUCUCACAAGUUAGUGCCACUGACUUGAAUGAGUAAGUGCUACUCACAGGAUUAAGGGCUAUUUUUGUAAGUAAGAGGUUGCAGGAUCAGGAUUUAAGAUUGUAGCUGUGGAGCUCUAGUGCGACCAAUACAACCAGGAACACCUGCAUGUCCAUGCAUAUAUUAAAUUCACUAUAAACUGUGUGACUUCAGAAUCCAGGACUUCUCCAGUGUUCUGAGAUGCUCUUAUAGUGCUUGGCAGGUAGUCACUCAGGAUAUGAAGUACUGAUUGACUGGGGUGGGAGUUAGAUUUUUUUUAUCUGCCCUGGGAAAAAUUCCAUUAUAGCAGGGAUGGAUGUCUCCUUAACUGUAAAUAUGCAAAAUAAUAAUGCAGAAAAUACUCCAAAAAUACAAAGUUGAAAUGAUGUAUAAGAAACUAAAAAAUGCUGUCAGGAGAGUGUGAUUUUAUUAAGACUGAGUUUUCUCUUAUAGCUGAAGCAACAUAUGCAGAACCUGCAGCCUUUUCUACACUAAUUUUUCAAAAAAGAAAAAAAAUCCAACACGUAAUGUUAGUAACAUUGGGAGUACAACACAGAGGGGCCACCUGUUGCCUCUGGCAUUUUAAGCAUCAUGUUGAUUAUACCUGCUCUGAACAGACUAUAGAUGACAUGAUGCUUACAAUACCAGAAGUCCACCAACACUAAGGUUUCUUGUGUGGCUGAACAAGUGUUGUUUAUGAUGGGAAACUUGUGCAAAAUUUUCUGCAAAAUUAGCGUAAAUCCUUGUAGCUAAAUGGAGCUUGUGGCUAGGACUAAACAGUGUUAGAACUGUACCCUAGCUAGGGACUAACCUUUUAAACACUGUUCUAAUAAGUUUUGUCUCCUCUACAGACAUUUUGCAAAAAUAUCCCACCAUUGCAAACACCAGCACAAAUGAACUUGUAUUACCAACAGUGGAGACAUUUUGGCAAAAUUUCCCUGAAGUAGAUAAGGCCAUACAGUUUAGUCCUUUUUACACUGACUGGCUAGGCCAUAUUAGAACCCUGUUUGUCCACAAUAAAGUCCACAAUGCUGCUAUUAAAACUGAGUCAGUGGACCUCGUUACAACAGUUUGGUUUGUGGUGUAGAUUGGACUUCAGCCAUGCUCUGUGGUUUGCUAAAACCUUGGAUGUGCUUUAGCCCCAUUAUGGAAAAUGGUUGAUCCCAUCUGUGACACAGAAAAUGUUCUAAUGGCCUCCAGACUUGUAGGGUUCUAAGCCUGUUUUUUAAACUGUGUUGUCAGGCCAACGUAGAUGUAACCUAAUCAGCGGCAUGCAACAAAGCAACAUUCAUAGGCUGCCAGAGUUUGUGCAUGUGUUGCUUUUUAUAAAGGUAUGCAGGAAAGUUUCUCUGAAAACCUCCCAGAACCUUGGGUUGUGAAAAGAGCAUCUUGCAAACUAAGUGUCCAGAGCAAAGAGUCAUUUCCCACUGUGCAUGUGGCAAUCAGUAAUGGGGACAUCCAGCAGUGUUAAAACCAGGUGGAAUUUUUUUUUUCUUAGCCAGAGAGUUGCAAUAAUUUUGACUUGACCCUGACAACCAUUCCUAUAAAAACAAGACAAUGCACUCCAGAUAAAAUGGUAGAAAGUUUUGUUCCAGGCAGCCACUGAGUAUUCUUUGUGGCACAGUCUAUGGCUAUUUGGUGGGCAGAGGGAGAAGAGGGGAGAUGGGAAGAGUUUGCAUGGACAAACGAGAGAGGCAGUGUUUAGCAAGAAGUGUUUCUUUUUAAGCACUGAAUGCCUCAUCUUAGGUAUUAAAGUACAAAUCAAUGCAUUCAAAUAACAAAAUGUCAGUUUUUUAACUGUUUUUAACCAUGACAAAUACAUGGAAGUUUCUCUCAUGUUUUAGAUGAAACAACCUUAGAUGAACAUGGUUCCUUCUUAAUACUAAUGUUGAGCAGCAAGAGCAGGUUGCACAGCUUGCUGGAAAUAGAUAUUUUAGUGACAUGGUUAUGAUAUUAAGUGCUUUUCUUCCCCUUCCCUACCCCUUCCAGAAUCGUCUCACCCUCCUUAUAUAAGGUGCUGAAUGUUUUGUAUUUUUAGUGGGAGGUGCAGGAGGAGCAGAAGAAGGAAAAGGGAGCCAAGAUAGAACAGCCUUACUUUAGGGGGUAGCCUUACAACAGAGCUUUAUAUUGGGGGUGUGCUGUAUUCCAAAACAUGUAAGCCAAAAAUGGAAAAAAGCGUUCAUUUAUGCAACGACAAAAAAUGGGGUGUUGGAAAACUUCUUUAAGAAAUAUGUACCUUCUGAAGGUAGAGAGCGGUGUCUCACCAAGUGAUACGUUAUGUGAUGCUUCUUGCUGGGUCAGUAGGGAUGGAUUGGGGUAUAAGCGCUUAACAUUUUCCCCUCUUUGUUGUUUUUACAAGCAGUAACUUAAAUGUGGUAUUUAUGAAUGUGCCUUUGUGAGUACAGUGACUGUCUAAGGAGACUACUUGGGCUGGAGGAGGGAGACAAUGGUCAAUUCACUCUUUCAAGAGGUCAAAUAUAAAGAUGCCAGCCCACUGGUCCCUUUCAAGAAGUAGCAUCUUUGGGCUAGUAUCUACACUAGCACUAGUAUCUACACUAGUAAUCGUAAGUGGUGUAGAGGUUUGGGAUGUGGGAAGGGACAUGACAUGAUGCACAGAAGCUGAUGAUAGUUUUAGGCUAGUCCGCAGUUGCAGGUUGAAUUUAUAUUUGUAUUAUGUAGCUUCUCUUUUGUUUGUGUGUGUGUGGCUUGCUUUAAUUUUUUGUAAGCACUGGAGAAUUGAAACAGUGAUAUUUGAGACACAUUUAUGCAUGUAGAGAAGAAGGUGUUUUGUAGCUUCUGCAAUUUGUGGGUAUAGGCACACUUUUACCCUUUCUUUCCAUGUCCUAAUGAGAGAAACAGGAAAAUUUAUAUUUUUUUCACCCCUUCAACUUCCAGCACAUUGAACGUUGCCAUUUAAAUUAACAGGGUAUUACAAGAAUAAAACAAUGUUUUUGAAAUGGUGAGGUAGAAGUGUUUAAAAAAGAAAAGAAAAAAGUCUGAAGUAAUUUUUUGUUUCUUCUAAGCUGUUUGUAGCUAAACAUGGGAAUCUACAGUGUCUCCUUCCAUUUGUUUUUCCCUAUUAUUCCACCUCUUCACCCCAAAUCUGAGGUGUGCAAGAGCUGUUGCAUUAGCCCCUUUCAGUCCUCACCCCGAAAAGAAACUCCUUGUGGGAUCCUUCAGCUCCAUUCAGGAAGACAAAGGGAGGAGAGACGCUGCAGCUUUCUUUGCUUCGCUCUCAUUCCUCUCUAAUGGCCUUGAAAUGUAUUAUUAUGCAAAUGUGAAUUUUGAUACUGAACUUAAGAAGAGGUUUUUUUUUCUUUUUCCAAAAAAAAAAAAAAAAAAAAAGGUCCCAUAUGUGGUCAGCAUUGCUUCUUUAUUUUGUAAGUGAAUUGUAAACUAUGCAUUCUGCUGGGAGGAUGUAGGGGAAGAAGAGGUAGCUUUGCUAAACUGUUCAGCAGUUUCUGUGUCCAUGGUGCAUCCAUGUUGGUGUGGAGGGAAGGAGACAGAGUGAUGACUUCGAAAGAGAAAGAGACUCUUGGGAACGUCUUCUCUUUUCAGAAGUCGGCAGUUUUGAUAACUAGACAGUUUUGGAGAAUUCAGUUAAGAUUGAUUCCAAAAUCCAACUCAAAUUCUGCAGGAUUGUGAAUUCUAGCCAUGCAGUGUUAACCAAGGGCCAACAGUGUGACAUGAGACCCCAACGUUCCUGGAAAAUGAUUUGACCACCUUCUGUGUUAAGGCCUCUUUCAAGCUCAGGAAACAGAGUGCCUCAGGCACUGUCUUUUGGGAUUUACCUACUCACUUUCCAUUAAAACAGCCACUCUCUUAGGAGAAUUGGAACACAACUGCUCUUUACUCAUAAACUGUCUACGUGAACCUUUUCCUCAAAUUGCCACUGUUGCUAUCUCUGUUGCAGCUCUAGUGGGUGGGAGCACUAUUACAGAUCGGGUGCUGGUGUUGUAGCUAACUUAUCUUCUAGCCCUGAUCAGAGCAGGUGUAGGAGAACUUGGCAGUUAAAACACUAGUAACCACCAAUACCUUGUCUAUACUAGUGCCACCACUGGUGAUGUAGCGGUGGUGGUAGUGAUGGAAAAUUUUAGGGAACAAAAACUAAUGUAGAUAAAGCCAUCUAAAUUAAAGAAAUUAGCCUUGUGUACUGGGAAGUGGCUUCACGUUCUCACCCCCAAAAUGCAGUUGAUUUUGUCACUUACACGUGUACCUGGAGCUCAGUGGGCUUCUUGGAGUGGUCUCCUCGUAGAAAAAUGUAAAUCUCACUGCCCUCUUCAUUGUCUUAAUAGGAGCCUUGUGUUGACUUGACUUUCCCUUGCCCAUGGUGAACCAUGGUACCUGCAUUAAUUACCCUUGGCAUUAUCGUAGAUAACAGUAUCAUAACUGAGAGAUUAUCUUGCCUGUAUUCAGUGUUUUUCAUGCAGCAAUUUUAUUUUUUGUUGACGUUCGCAGUACUGUAAUGAGUAAUAGACUUGAUGAUGACACUCUCCUCACAUCUGUGCCUGCCUUACAGAUGUGAUCUUAUCAGGGUUCCACUCUGUUGGAUUGCCUUUUAAAAAUAAAAAAAAUCCUGAAGUUUCAAUUCUUCAUCACAAAAUACCUCAUGGUACAUUUCCCUUUUUAAUGUAACCUUUUAAGCCCUGUGUUCUCUUCCAACCUUGGUGGGCUUAUCCGCUUCUUAGAUCUCCUCCUGGGAGAGAGGUUUAGAUUAGUGGUUUGAGCACAGGACUGAGAGCCUGGAACUCUUUAAUUCUAAUCCUGGCUCUUAUUCUUCCUCUCUUAGCCUUGGGCAAGUCACUUAACUUCUCUGCCUCAGUUUUUUCAUCUGUACAAUGGCGAUAUUAAUACUAACCUACCUCACAGGGGUUUUGUGAGGAUUAGCGAGUUCUUGUCUGUAAAGUGCUUUGAAGAUGAAAAGCACUAUAUAAGUAUUAUGAGUUUUAACAGCAAGAUAACUCAUUCUUAACAUUGUUUGCUUGGGGUGGGAUCGGGGGAACCUAUAACACUUCUAUGUUCAAGCCAUCAAAAAAAUCUAGAUCCUAAAUGACUUCGCUAAGCAGAAGUCAAUGGAGAGCUUAAACCAUCCAUAUUGCUUACUUUCUCCUUCCCCUUUCUAUCAGGCUCCUCCCCUGCCUUACAUAUGCAGUAAUGCUGUUUUUGCUAUAGGUCACAAGCCCAUUCUUUUAAGCAGACAUUGAACCUGGUUGGAUUGAUGUACUUGCAGCUUUCCUCCUCUUCCACCAGAUCUUUAAAUUGGAUGCAGUGUGUCAUCUUUUCCCUGCCUUUAAACAGACAUUGGGUGGUGAAGUGUCAUCCCUCCAUGGACGCAUCUCUUCCUGCCUUCAGGAAGGGAGUAGUAUCUUGUAGAUCUCGUGGGGAUUGUAAAAUGAAGAGCCUUGUCACUUUAUGCUGCUCUAGGAAUAGAGGACAGUGUAGUCCCCAUAAUUUAUGAAAGUGUUGUUAUACUGCCACUUCAAAUAGGGUGUCACCUUGUCCCUAAUACACAGAAGCCAUCAUAUACCAAUAGUACAUUGAAACAGAGAGCAUGACAUUCAGUAGUAGAUGCUGCUUAUGUAUAUGCCUUACAGCUCACCUAGAAUCUCUGAGAGGGUAGGUGGAGGAAGAGGUCUUUGUUGGGUAAAUCCCACAGCUGUCAGGGAACCUCUGAUACUUUCUCCCCUCUCCAGUCAUGUUGUGGUCAGUUUCUUCUGUCGUAGAUGAGUGUCUCAGGGAUGUGCAUAUGAGCCCAUGCCUUUGGAAUUUGGUCUUGGAAAUCUUGAGAUUUGGUUUCAGUUCUGUAUUUGAAGCCUUCCUUUCUGACACUUCACUGGCCCUUUCCGUCCGUUGGAUUGCUCCCUGUGGCCUUAGGAUCAUCUCUUCACUGCUGCCCUAUGUCACCCUCUCCACCUCUGCCAGCACACAAGUGAAAUCUGUCCAGUGAUUCCACAAAGAACAAAAGUGAAAUGAUGCCCAGGUGCCCCUAAAAUUUGCGUGCAAUUGCACACAAUUUCUGAGGUGCAGAAUAUCUAACAGAUGUGGUGUUCUUUCCUUCCUAUACCGAAAACAGAACAAACAUUGCAUAGCUCUGCUGAUGGUAACUCUGCACUGUUUACUUGUUAAUUAAAUGUUAUGUCUUUUCCCAAAAGAACCAAAUAAAUACCAAAAACAACCUUUUUGGGGGGGAAGGGUUGAGGGGGUGAGGAAAGCAAAUGGUGGGGAAUGGUUCCAAACUAUUUUAGAUUCCACCAUUUCGAUGGAAACAUGAAAUGCUGCUUUGAAAUCCACAGACCUAACUAAGGAGCUAUGUUUACAAAGACAAAUGCUUUCUACCUGAUCAGGAAACUGGCUAAUGGUGGGCAUCCCAGGCUUGGUGAAGUUUUCCUCAUUGCUAACAAUCAAGUCAGGUAAUGGGGGAGAGGGUGUGUCUUGAGGAAGAAUGGAGGAAGAGGUUAACUUAAUCUAGCCGUGUUUCUAAAAUAGUUUCCCUUUCCUCUCUCCUUCCUUUAAAUAAAUAAGUAAGUGCAGAGUGGAUAAUCACUGAUGUCCAAAACUGCUGGAUUAGAAAAGGCAGCUUUCGUACUUUGCACAUAAAUAAGGUAACAGGAAGGUACAGCUAAAGCCCUCUUGCUGAAACACUGUCCCCCAUGAGCAGACGUAAUAAUAAAAAUAGUGGAUGCGCGUAUUGAUGCUCUUUGCAAGUUACCUAUGAGUGUUUUUUUUUCUUAUACUUGAAAUAGCUUUCUUUAUUAAAAACUAUUUUAAUUCUGGUUUCUUCCCCCAACCUCCCCCUCCCCCCGGAUGGGCAGCAAAGAAAGCCGACAAGGGAGAAUAGAGAGGAGGUGACACAAUUCCUUUCGUGCCCAGGUUUCAUCUUAAUUCCCAUCCAUACACCCUGGUGUUUGAAUAUCCUAGUGGUUUUCCAUGGACACAGAAACUCAGCACUUUGAGGUGCUUUUGUAUGGCAGGCUGCCCCCCUUCUCCUCCUCUUCUGUAUUUUUAUUUUACUUUUAGUAUAGUGGUACUUAAAAUCACUGGUUCACUUAAAAAACAAUAAAAUGUUUAAACUCUACUAAUGUACAAAUAAGCUGAAAUGUUGCAUUUUAUGUGUAUUUUUUGCCAUAGCAGGUACUGUAUUUCUCAUGCUGGAUUUCAAAAAAACAAACAAAAGGGUGAUGUUUUAUUGGAGUGUGACAAAUUAAGAGUAAUAAGGAAUUAAGUCGUCGUCAUUUCAUUGAAACUGAGAGAUGGUGUAAUACAUAUAUAAGUUUUCUGAAGGUUUUUUUGGGCUUUUAAACAGCUUUUUUGUUUUUAUUUUAUUUUUAUGUUUUUUAAAGAUAUGAUUGUAUUAUGUGCAACUCAGUUGCUUACAUUAUAACUACAAAAUAUUUUUGGGUUCCUGGAAAAAGAGACUAAUAAAUGUGUUUGGCUGCUAAGCAUUUAA